UGCGCCAGGAUCGAGCCAAGAUGGCCGCGAUAAUCGCGUAAACGCGGAGAGGAUCAAACGUCCUUCGUUUGAUCGUCGAGAGGGCAAAAUUGUACGACAUAUAUUUUGGACCGGUGCAAGUCCGGCGCGGCAACGAAAGUUCCUCGAAUCUCGGAGGGUGACCGCGAGCGCGUGUCGUGAGUCAGAAUGACCGAGGAAGCGCAGCAGCAGCAGCAGUCCGAGGGUGCUGGGACUACUGCUGGGCAGACCGACAGCUGUUCCGUGCCGAACGACACGCAGACCGCUUCGUCGGAUGUCGGAAAGGCCAAAGAUAACAAGAAAGAAAAAUGUCGUCCCAUAACAAAGGUGGUGAUCAGAAGGUUGCCCCCAACAAUGACUCAAGAUCAAUUCUUAGAGCAAGUUUCUCCGCUGCCGGAACAUGACUAUAUGUACUUCGUAAAGGCUGACAUGUCCCUUGGCCAGUUUGCGUUUUGUCGCGCCUAUAUUAAUUUCAUGGAGCAACAAGACAUCUUCAUGUUUCGGGAGAAGUUCGAUAACUACGUCUUCGUAGAUUCUAAAGGUGUGGAAUAUCCCGCAGUAGUGGAGUUUGCACCCUUUCAAAGAUUACCAAAGAAACGAGUGGGCAAGAAAAAGGAUCUCAAAUGCGGCACCAUUGAGAGCGACCCGUAUUACAUAAGCUUCUUAGAAAAUUUAAAAAAUCAGGACAUUGAUUCAAGUGUAGCCCAAUCGAAAACCGAGUAUUCUUACCAACCACCAGACAAUACAGUGAAGAAGAUCACGACAACUCCACUGCUCGAGUAUUUGAAGCUUCGUAAGCAAGAGAAACAACGUCUUCGGGAUGAAAAACGUGAAGAGAGGCGACGGAGGGAUAUAGAAAGACGGAGGACUAAAGACGAUCCUGUUAUUUCUAAGGUUUUAAGGAAUCCAGAUUUGGAUAAAGAAUCGAGCAAAGACGAUAAAGAGAACAAAGAGGAGAGGGAUAAACUUUCGCCGAAGGAGCUGAAAAAUAGAACUAAAAGAGACGAGAAAAUAAGAGAGAAGUCAAUGCGAGAUCGAGAAACUAAACCUAUCAUUAAAGGGUAUAGAGAGCGAGUUGACGAUAGGAAUAAGGAAAGAGAGAUCAAGCAACGGCGAUACGAUGAGAAAAAGCCUUACGGAAGACGCGACGAAAGAGAGGAGAGAAGGAUCGAUCUCCGAGACGACAGAAGGUAUGAGAUGAAGGAAGAGUUUAGGGAGCCCAGAGACAGAAAGGUAGAGGAAAGACGCGGAAAAAGUUAUGAAAAAAUGAGACAAGAGAAGAAAAAGUUGGCAGAAACGAAAAAACAGAUUGCCGACGCCAACGGGGACGACAACACAAAUUCAAAGAAAGCGAAGGAGGAACAUGAUAUCGUACAGGAGAAGGAAACUGGAAACGGCAAAGAGUCGGUAUACAAUGGAGACGAUUUAAGGCAUGCUAAAGACAACGAAUGUGAGCCACAUAAUACUGCCGAGGAUAGGAUAACAAUGGAUGCGGUACAGAAUUACCAGGAUAGUGUGGAAGAAGGAAACGGUUCAGUCAAUGCAGGUGAAAAAGAUGUCAACGAUGAGGACGAUUCCGAAGAUAAGGAAUCGAAAGUUGUAAAGAGGCGUAAUUCUCUCGAAAGUAGCGGCGAAGGCGGUGCAGGCGAUGGCAAUUGCUUACGGCGUCACAAAUCGUUAGAUGGAGGAGGCCAAAGUAACCUCCAGAAGAAUGAUAACGAGGAAAAAGAAAAAGAUAAGAAAGAUCCACGAUUGGAGCGUAGGAUACGAAAUAAGGAUCGUCCAGCGAUGGAGAUUUACCGACCUGGCAUGGGCAAGUUUAGCAAGCAACGACUGGAACGCGAAAAAUCCAACGACGAACGGGCAUCCCUGUCGCAGAGCCCCACGCCAAAUCCCAGCGUUUCUUCCGCGACCGGCAAGUCUGGAAAAGUUAGCGCGACGGAAGUACGCUCAAUGACGUUCAAACGUAGCAUCACUCGUGACGUAGCAUAACAGAUUCUCAUUUCCAAUUCUUAUCAUUCGGACAUACUCCACUAGACUCGCGAAUGACGCUUUGACUUCUGCGCACGGCAGAAUUUUCAUCGCCAUGUAUAAUAUAAUUUUCCUCGUACUGUAUAAAACAUACCGCCAUCUUUGACAUGUGUUAAAAUGAUAAUAUAUAAGCAUAUGUUAGAUAAACAUUUCACGCACAGUCUGAUUAUAUCAUACAUUUCGCGGGUUUCUUUUCUUUUUUUAGAUGCAAUUUUAUUACUGUAAUAAUAAAGAAUUAAUAAAUACAA
This is a messenger RNA of Temnothorax curvispinosus, 2297 nucleotides long. RefSeq names its product regulator of nonsense transcripts 3A-like (gene Upf3). Gene Ontology annotation, biological process: nuclear-transcribed mRNA catabolic process, nonsense-mediated decay; positive regulation of translation. The record is from RefSeq and is a predicted model, not a curated record. Lineage: Eukaryota; Metazoa; Arthropoda; Insecta; Hymenoptera; Formicidae. Gene Ontology annotation, cellular component: nucleolus; cytoplasm. The transcript has 6 exons. The coding region runs from base 187 to 2010 and encodes 607 amino acids. Gene Ontology annotation, molecular function: mRNA binding.